Molecule: messenger RNA, 933 nt
Organism: Ostertagia ostertagi
Lineage: Eukaryota; Metazoa; Nematoda; Chromadorea; Rhabditida; Trichostrongylidae
Source: the annotation of a GenBank genome assembly
AUGUGUUGCCACCUAAUGAGUCCGGCUCGCCACCAACAACAUAAAUCCUUCACUCGCAUUGAUGCAUUCCGCCGGCGAUUCCCCACAAUCAAGCUUGGUGAUCGCCCCGUGGCCGGAAGACAACCGCUGCGAUUGGAGUGCAAGGUGGAGGGUUCACCGCUGCCUGAACUGACUUGGAACAAGGAUGGCGUUCAGAUCCAGAGCCCCGAUCGCCAAUACAGCUUCAGCAAUGGAAGCCGGAUGGUACUCGCCGCGCUGUUAUUCCACAGAGUUGUUGGAUGUGAAGGAAUUUACCGAGUAAUUGCCACUAACCCCUCUGGUACUGUCCACGACAAAGGUACCGCCACCAUCAAGAAAGCUCCUCGUGACCGAGAACGAUCAGCUGAACGUGAUGAAUUCGACGCUAAUAAAGUCCCGAGAAUCCCUGAGAAACAAGGAUUCCGACUUCGCUGUAAAUUCAGUGGUGAACCAAAGUUGUCUAUCAAAUGGUUCAAAGAUGGCGAACGAGUCUUCCCGUAUGGAAGGCUGAAGCUGGUGCGUAUACCUUUCAGUUAUCGAUUAAUCUUAUCGAUUAUUGAUUGUUGGUCAUGGAAGCUUAUAACUGAAUUGGGUUUCUUACAGUUGGAAUCACCUGACGGCGUAUGCGAGUUGGUCAUUGAAUCGUCAAUUCGGCAAGACGCCGGAGGCUACAGAUGUGUCGCAGAGAACGCGUACGGAGCCGCAAGGACCACUUGCGACGUUACCGUAAUCCAGAAAGAACGAAAACCUAUCACGGACUUCGAUGCGACCAUGAAAGAAGGAAAAGCACCAGGAUUUACUGUGCCUCUUACAAUUCGACGAGCAAAGCCGGGCGCCGAUGUCACGUUCGAAUGUGUUCCGUACGGAAAUCCGUUCCCACAGAUCAGGUGGUUGAAGGUGAGUACUGUACCGUGA